Callorhinchus milii (elephant shark) is the source of this 1285-nucleotide messenger RNA. RefSeq names its product neuropeptide Y receptor type 2-like. The record is from RefSeq and is a predicted model, not a curated record. The coding region runs from base 110 to 1285 and encodes 391 amino acids. NCBI's taxonomy places the organism in Eukaryota, Metazoa, Chordata, Chondrichthyes, Chimaeriformes, Callorhinchidae. Gene Ontology annotation, biological process: G protein-coupled receptor signaling pathway. The transcript has 2 exons. Gene Ontology annotation, cellular component: membrane. Gene Ontology annotation, molecular function: neuropeptide Y receptor activity.
CUUCACACAACUCACUGCAGAGGCUCAGCUCAGCGCUCUGUGGGGAGAGUUCAUUCACAUCAGAGAAAAGCACCGAAUAAUGAAGAGCUGAACUGGAUUCAUUGUCAACAUGGGUCCUUUAGAAUCAGAAAAUGAGGUCAAUGUAACAGAGGAGAGAGAGCAGGGAGCAGCAACGGACCUGAAGGAAUGGGAAGGUGAUACCACCACAAAUUAUAAUGGCCCUUAUCCUGCCCACUUUUCCAUAAAAGACAGCACAAAGUUACUUGGGGUGCAAAUAACUCUCAUCCUAGCUUAUUGCUCCAUCAUAUUUCUUGGGGUUAUGGGUAAUUCACUGGUUAUCUAUGUAGUUAUCAGAUAUAAAAAUAUGGCAACAGUCACCAAUUUCUUCAUUGCAAACCUGGCAGUGGCUGACUUAAUGGUGAAUACUUUAUGUCUGCCUUUCACUCUGGUAUACACCUUGUUAGGUGAAUGGAAAUUUGGUUCAGUUUUAUGCCAUCUGCUUCCUUACGCCCAAGCUCUCAGUGUCCACGUGUCCACAGUGACUCUCACUGUCAUUGCUCUGGACAGACAUCGAUGCAUUGUUUAUCACUUGGAGAGCAAAAUCUCCAAGAAAAGAUGCUUUAUCAUCAUAAGCAUCACCUGGCUCGCUAGUGCCGUGUUGGCUUGUCCUCAAGCUAUAUUCAGAGAGUAUAUAAACAUAGAGCUUGAAGGUCUGAAAAUGCAAGCAUGUUCAGAAAAGUGGCCGAAUGGGAAUGACAAUGAUGGCACCCUUUACAGUGUAUCCAUGCUGCUGCUGCAGUAUGUGCUGCCCCUGGUGAUUAUAUGUUUUGCCUACAUUAGAAUCUGGACCAAGUUGAAAAACCAUGUUAGUCCAGGGGGAGGGAAUGAUCACCACCACCAGAGGAGAAGAAAAACCACCAAGAUGCUGGUGAUGGUAGUUGUGGUAUUCGCUGUGAGUUGGUUGCCAUUCCACGUGUUUCAACUUGCCAUCGACAUCGAUAAGAAUAUUUUCGAUCUAAAAGAGUACAAGUUGCUCUACACCAUAUUUCACGUCAUAGCCAUGUGUUCCACCUUUGUCAAUCCGCUGGUCUAUGGAUGGAUGAAUAAAAAUUACCGGUACUCCUUCCUCACGGUGUUCAAAUGCGAGCAAAGGCUUGAUUCGAUUCACUCUAAAGGAAUAGCAAGGUUCAGAAGCAACACACGGAAUGAAAAUACGGAAGUGACAAACUGUCUAUCCUCUCCAGCCAUUCAGCUCACUGAAGUCAAUCAGCCAACCAGUGUUUAA